This is a messenger RNA of Haliotis rufescens (red abalone), 1069 nucleotides long. RefSeq names its product perlucin-like. Gene Ontology annotation, biological process: biological process involved in interspecies interaction between organisms. Gene Ontology annotation, cellular component: external side of plasma membrane. The coding region runs from base 113 to 574 and encodes 153 amino acids. Gene Ontology annotation, molecular function: carbohydrate binding. The transcript has 5 exons. Lineage: Eukaryota; Metazoa; Mollusca; Gastropoda; Lepetellida; Haliotidae. The record is from RefSeq and is a predicted model, not a curated record.
GCUGUCACCGAUAAAGCAGCGCCUUUGUAUUGAGCAGUCAAGAAGUCAAUCUUGGCGCUUUCAACUAACACACGCUGACUAAACGUGACUUGUGUGGCCCUCUGCAAGUACGAUGUCUCCAUUGUCCCUGGUCGGUUUGGGGCUGCUAUUGGUUUCAGCAUCUUCUCUGUGCCCUGAAGACUUCACGAGGGAGGGGGAGUCGUGUUACAAGGUGGUGCCGGUCAACAUGUCCUGGGCAGACGGAUGGAUGAUAUGCAAGACGAUGCAGUCGUUCAUGGUGGAGAUCGACACCAGCGAGGAACAGCUCCGUGUGUUCGGCUUCCUACAGCGGCACCACGAGAAAAACAAGUUCUGGACAGGUGGCACUGCCCUCUACGGCAACAAGCAGUGGACAUGGAUGACCAGUGGAAAUGCCAUCGCCUACACGAACUGGAUCCAAGGACAGCCGGACAACAGUUACCAUAGCGACACGGGUAACUGGGACACGUGCCUGGCGCUGAACAUGAACAAACAGGCGGGAUGGAGCGACGAGCAGUGUGAACAGACGAACUACAUGUUGUGUGAAGCCGAGUGACGCUAUGUCGGGAAGCAUCCUCGUGGGAUGAGCAUUGCCACGUGUGACGUCGUAUGUGGCUGACGUGUCGCGUUCUGAUGUUUUUGUGUUACAAAACCGAUGAGGUGUAUUUUUUCCUGAUCAGUCAUUCAACAUAUUUCAUUGGAUGAAACUAGGUUUUUUUACUGUUUUUUGUGUUUUUGAUGGUUUACUGUUUUAAAUGUAAAAUUACAUAAGUCGGAAUAAAAAUACAUAAAUGUGUGUAUUAUACUAUUUGUAGCUUGGCAUGAGUUGUGGUCGGAAGAAGUUGUCGAAAAUAAAGGUGUGUUUAAAGAACAGAUUGUAAGAACAGAACGUGUAUUAAACUAAAGGUCAUACAUAAUAGCAUAAAGAGGAUUUGCAGUGAUUCCAUGAAUGAUUUACGAUCAAGUGGGACCACAUUUAAUCACGUGGUCAGAGCUCCAGAUAAACUGCGUAUUGUCGUACAAUAUGCACAAUAAAUCUUUAUGACGUUGA